Messenger RNA from Rhizophagus irregularis DAOM 181602=DAOM 197198, 1383 nucleotides. RefSeq lists its product as uncharacterized. NCBI's taxonomy places the organism in Eukaryota, Fungi, Glomeromycota, Glomeromycetes, Glomerales, Glomeraceae. Gene Ontology annotation, biological process: iron ion transmembrane transport. Gene Ontology annotation, molecular function: ferrous iron transmembrane transporter activity. Gene Ontology annotation, cellular component: high-affinity iron permease complex; plasma membrane. The record is from RefSeq and is a predicted model, not a curated record.
GUAUUACAUGUAGUCAUGCAGUGUAUAAAAUAACAAUUAAACUGUUUACCUCUACCGUAAUUAUUAAAAUUAUAGAAUAUCGUGAAUUCAUAGCUUCAAUGUAGAACAGAAGUUGACAUUUAUUCAUUUCUUUUACUUUAUAUAACUUAUAAUGUUGUCAUGAAAUUGUUGUCUAUUUAUAUUUGUUGUACCAAUAGUAAUACAAUAAUAAUAACAAAAAAAAUUCCUCAAAAGAUACGAUUCGGUGGUUACUAAACAUUUUAUCGUCUCCUUUUUUUAUUUCUUUUUUAUUUCUUCUUUUUUAUAAAAGAAAAUAUAUCUUUUCCAAUUUACUUUCAUUCCUUUAAACAAAAUGUCAACUAAUUUGUUCAAUUUCCCGGCUUUUUUUAUUAUAUUAAGAGAAUCAUUAGAAUGUACAUUGAUAAUAACUAUUUUAAUUAGUCUGAUUGAUAGAUUUGUUUCAGAAGAAAAUCAACAAAAAAAAAUCAUAAAGAGAAAAAUAUGGAUCGGGGUUGGUCUUGGAAUAAUACUUUCAAUAAUUAUAGGAGCAGUAUUUUUAUCUGUAUAUCUUAUAAUUGAAAAAAACAAUUGGGAACAAACUAAUGAAAUUUGGGAAAUGGUUUUUUCAUUUUUCGCUACAUUUCUUAUGACUAUGAUGGCUUUUAAUAUGAUAAGAAUAACUAAUUGGAAAGAUAAGAUAGAAAAAAAAUUAAAUAAAAUUAUUUCAAAUUAUUUGUGUCGUAAUAGAAGACAACAGCUACCUUUGCUUUUAUUACCUUUUACAGUAAUUUGUCGUGAAUCAUUAGAAACUUUUAUUUUUAUCACGGGGAUUGAAGCUAAAGCUUAUAGUUUACCUAUUCCAAUUUUAGCUGGAAUUUCUACAGGUUUAUUGAUAGGUUACCUUAUUUAUAAGGGAUUUCAAAAAUUUUCAUUAAACCUAUUUCUGUUAAUAAAUAUCACAUUACUACUCUUUAUGGGAGCAGGCUUUUUUUCAUCAGCUUGUUAUGAAUUGGAAGGUAUAUUAGGUUCAAAAGAAAUAAUUAUAUGGGAAUUAAAUUGUUGUGUUCCAUCUGGAGAUAAUGGUUGGACUAUUGCUGAAAAAUUAUUUGGUUGGAGAAAUAAAGCUACUAUUGCUUCUACUAUAGGUUAUUUCUUAUAUUGGAUUAUAAUAAUAUUUUAUGUUUUAUUUGUUUAUUCUAAAGGUCUUAAUAAUAGUGACAUUCAACAAGAUCAACAACAACAACAAUCACAAUCAGAAAAUAAUAUUACAAUGCAAGAAAAUUUAGAAGUUUCUUUAUUAUUAUAACCACAUUCAUUACAACCUCAAUUAAAUAAUAAUAAUGAAUCAAAUAUAUCAUUACAAUCUCAAUUAAAUAAUAAUAA